AAUCGCUUGUCGUAGUAAAAACAUUUACAUUCUUGCAGUUAUGAAAUACACUACAAAUUAUGUAUUACCCCCCAUCAGUAUUUGCUUUUAAACUCAACUUUCCAUCCCUGCACUGUGAUGUUGAGAUAACGUUACGUUACUUACCAAUUGAAAACUCUCAUAUAUGGUUGGCAACACCGGAUCAACCAAUUGUUGAUUUGUCUUCGCCUUUAUUCGUAAAUAAAACGUUUUGUGCAAAGUUGGCAAUUCACUCUCUAGGGCUCUAAAGAUCGAAAAUUUCUCUUAAAGAAAUACAGUAUUUUUUCAUGUUCUUGCACGUGCAUUCCGCUGGCAUUUGUUGUUUUUAAGUUUACACGCUAUAAAAAUGCGCAAUUUAAAGUUAAAAUAUUGCCUUUCCCACAAAGUGGGCAUAGAGAAUCCAAGAAUCCUCUUGGUCAAUCCCAAUUCACAGAAGCUUGUCAAUGAGAGGCGUUAUGCGGUGACCGAGAGUCAAUUGUUUGCAUUCGAUGUCGUCGCCCAGUCGAAAAGUGUUAUGGCCGAAGUGCCUGAUAUUGUGGCAGCCGAAUAUUUGGCUCUCGACAAUCAAAUAUGUUUAGCCACCAGGGGUGGUGAAGUAUUGCUCGUCAAUCCCGAUACAUUGGAGAUGAAUGAAGGUACCUUCUGUGAUGUUGGUAUCGAGUGCAUGGCAUGGAGUCCCGAUCAAGAGGUUGUGGUUUUUGUAACCAAGGAACAUAAUGUUGUGGUCAUGACCUGUACCUAUGAUCCGCUGACGGAACAUUCGUUGUACGACGAGCAGACAGAGGCUGAAGGGGGAUUUGUGAAUGUGGGUUGGGGCAAGAAGGAGACACAGUUUCAUGGUUCCGAGGGCAAAGAGGCAGCCAAGGCUAAGCAGGAGGUGGAUGUGCCGGUGAAUUUGGAGGAAAUUAAUAAGGACAUCAUCAUUAGCUGGCGUGCAGAUGGUGCCUAUUUUGUAGUUUCCUAUGUCAGCCCGUCGAAGGGACGCACUUUCAAAGUAUUCGACAAGGAGGGAAAACUUCAAUUUGUGGCCGAAAAGCAGGCCAAUUUAUAUGGCCCCACGGCCUGGAGGCCAUCGGGCAAUUGGAUUGCCGUACCACAAAAGUUGCCCAACAAAAGCACCAUUGCUCUGUUCGAAAAGAAUGGUUUACGCCAUAGAGAAAUUGUUCUACCAUUCGAUUUGGAAGCUACACCUAUUGAAGAUUUAAAAUGGAGCUCAGAUUCCGAGAUACUUAGCAUAAGAACAAAAACCAAAAUCUAUUUAUACACCAUUGGCAAUUAUCAUUGGUAUUUGAAGCAGGUACUGGAUUUCCAAGACCAAGAAGACGCGGUAACACAUUACACCUGGGACAGUCGUAUUGGAGAGGAGAAAACUCUGCACAUACUUUUCCAAAGUGGCAAAUAUUUAAUUUACAAAUGGUACUGGGCAAUUGAUCGUCUGAAUCGUACCGGCCUGGUGGCCGUUGUGGAUGGUAAUCAAUUACUUUUGAGUGAUUUCUCAAAGGCUGUUAUACCACCACCCAUGUGCACCAAGACAUUGCAACUGGAGGGUGCCGAGUCAGGAGAUUCCUACAUUACCACAGUCACCCUAAUGCAAGAUGCCGAAGAUGAGGUUCAUUUGUGUAUUCUGGAUUCGCGCAAUACCAUACACUAUUACAAAUCUCAUUUGUCGUAUGUAAGCACAUUCACACUUCAGUCACGAUGGUCGGAGGAGCCAGCAUCAUCAGAUAUUCCACAAAUGUUGCCGCUUCAAUAUGGCAAUUUACAAUGGUUGGGAUGUUUUGAGGGCGAUAGCUAUUUGGUGGUCAGCUUUAGCCACCAUGACACAAGUCAAAUACAUUUCCUGGCUGUGGGUGCUCCACAGGGCCAAAAGAAAGUUGUGCAAGUGGCGGGCAUUAUAUCCUGCCUCAUGCCCUCUUGCCAAGAAGAGGACUGUUCGCUGUUCUAUCAACUCCUAGAUGAUAAUCGCAUCGUUCAAUUGGACAAUGUUCUUUACCCGGGAGGAGAAACAUCCUUCAAACGGCAUUUGGAAUUACCCCAAAAUAUCGAUCAAAUGGAAAUCUUCACACAGCGAAGUGAUUCUGCCAAGACCCACACCAUAUGCCUUAGCAACAAUCAAUGUUUGUAUGUGGAUGAUGAGAGAAUUGCCACAGAUGUCACAUCGUUUUGUAUGGCCGGAAAUUAUUUGACCUUUACCAAAUUGACAUCCUUGCAUUUUUUGCGGCUGGCCGAUAUGCGUUUAGUGGAUGAACGUCGUCUGGAGAGGGGUGCCAAGUUGGUGACAACUGUGGCGAAUAGUGCCCGCACUGUUUUGCAAAUGCCUCGUGGCAACAUGGAGGCAAUAUGUCCCAGGGUUUUGUCUCUAGAAUUGGUGGGGGCCCUGUUGGACUCUCAGCGCUAUUGUCUGGCCUUUGAUGUGUUGCGUAAACAAAGAAUUAAUCUGAACAUAAUUUGCGAUCACAAUCUCUGCACUUUUAUGGAUAAAAUUGAUGUCUUCCUCGAGGAGAUACAGAAUCCAAAUUGGUUGAAUUUAUUCCUCAGUGAUUUACAGAAUGAGGACUUUACCAAGACCAUGUAUUCCAGUAACUACAAACAGGACUCCCAAUGUUAUCCGGAGGCAUUUAAAAUCGAAAACAAAGUGGAGCUCAUCUGCAAGGCAUUGUGUGUACGCAUGGAGCAGUCAAGUGAGAAACGUUUCCGUUUACCCAUCAUAACUGCCUAUGUCAAGUUGAGGCAAAUCGAAAAGGCCCUUGAAUUGAUAUGGGAGGAAAAGAAGCGGGAAAGUAGCGUCAACAAUGAUUCACCGGCUGUGGGUGCGGAGGAAGCCCUUAAAUAUCUUCUCUAUUUGGUCGAUGUAAAUGAACUCUACAAUGUUGCCCUGGGCACCUAUGAUUUCGGUUUGGUACUCUUUGUGGCCCAGAAAUCCCAAAAGGAUCCCAAAGAGUUUUUGGCAUUCCUGAAUGAAUUGAAGGGUUACGAGCCAAAUUAUCGUAAAUUUAAAAUUGACGAACAUUUGAGGCGUUUCGAAAAGGCCCUACUGCACAUUGCCAAUUGUGGCCGUGAGAAAUUCCACGAAGCUUUGGAAUUUAUAAAACGUCAUGAAUACUAUUCGCGUUCGUUGCAGGCCUAUCAAAAUGAUGCGGAAUGUUAUGGGGAAAUCUGUUUGGCAUUUGCCGACCACUUGAGAGCCAAUGGAAAAUUGGAAGAAGCCAGUUUACUCUAUGAGAGGGGUGGUAAUUUGCAGCAGGCUCUGCUCAGUGCCAAGCACAUUUUGGAUUGGCAAAGGGCUCUAAAAUUGGCCAAGCUAAGUGGACAGGAUGUGGGCCAAGUGGCAUUAUCACUGGUAGCCCCCCUACAGGAACAAGGUCGUUACGACGAGGCCUAUCACCUGUCCAAGACCUAUGGCCAAAACCCCAAAGAUUCAUUGCAAUGCCUAAUCAAAGGCAAAUUAUUUUUGAAAGCCAUAUCUGAGGCCCAAAUGCAACAAGGCUCCGAUGACAAUAAAACCCAAGAUGAGGGAGAUGAUCUCAUCACCUUGGUUAGCAACGAAUUAUUGGCCUAUCAAAGUGUUUUACUUAAUUCCAUAACCGGAGAUGAAGAAUUGUUUAAACAACACAAAGAUCGUCUAAUACAAGUGCGUGCCAAUCGCCUUAAACUGGCACAAUUCGGCGGGGGUGAUGAUGACCAAGUGGAUAUUGAUGAAUGUGAUCUAUUGUCGGAUACCACAAGUAUGCGGUCAUCACGUUACACGGCCAGUUCCAGAGGCACAGGAAAAACCUUCCGUUCGAGCAAAAAUCGCCGCAAGCAUGAACGUAAAAUCCUCAGCCUUAAACCAGGCAAUCCAUUCGAAGAUAUUGCCCUAAUCGAUGCCCUCUACAAUCAGAUAACCCGUUGCUUUGGCCAACAACAACAUGUCCGUGAUACAUGUAAAGCAAUGCUACAAUUGCAACAGGACUCGGCUGCGCGACAGUUGCAAGCGAGUUACAAACAUCUCUUAAGUACAAUGCAAAAUGCCCUGGACGAUAUCUGGAUUGAGGAAAUGUUACAGAGCUGCGGACAACAAUUUUUGCAGGGACCCAAUGUCGAUUAUACCCAGCUGAAGAAUGAACAACGUUAUGCUAUGCUGAGUAAGUAUGCUGCCGACAAGUGUUACACUUUUUAUGACCGAUAGAAACGUUGCUGCGUCCUUCUUGACCAAGAGGGUCUACCCAUUGUGUCUUCUGUCUGGGCAGUAGAGAGUGUGGAGAUAAUGAGUAUCCAGGAUCGCAAAUCGCGCCUGUCUAGAUGCCAAUGUUGAUGGAAUGAAAGUGAGAAUGAUAAAGUAAAA
Molecule: messenger RNA, 4342 nt
Organism: Musca domestica (house fly)
Lineage: Eukaryota; Metazoa; Arthropoda; Insecta; Diptera; Muscidae
Product: elongator complex protein 1-like
Exons: 5
Coding region: 365-4186 (1273 amino acids)
Biological process (GO): tRNA wobble base 5-methoxycarbonylmethyl-2-thiouridinylation
Cellular component (GO): elongator holoenzyme complex; cytosol
Molecular function (GO): tRNA binding
Source: RefSeq, a predicted model, not a curated record